AUGUUGAGAAGCGCCUUCGUCGUGGGCGCAUCAGGUGCUGUGGGGAAGCAGUUAGUCGAUGCAUUGGUUUCAUCACACCAGUUCAAAAAAGUUCUCGUUGUCGGGAGGAGGGAGAUUCCUUUGAGCCAUGAGAAUGUGGAGCAAGCAGUUAUUGAUUUCGACACUAUUGAAAAGCAUGCCGACCUUUUCAAAGAUAUCGAUGUUGGAUUUUGCGCUCUUGGAACGACUCGCGGCAAAGCAGGAAAGGAGGGAUUUUAUAAAGUGGAUCAUGAUUAUGUUCUGAACACUGCAAAGGUUGCCAAGGAGCAAGAGCAUCGUUUCGGAGAAUCUCUAGCAAAAAUCUUUGUCAAACCAUUGAAAAUGCUCAGCAACUCGAUCGCUAUUUCUACUGCCGAUGUUGCAAAGGCUAUGGUCGUUGGAGCAUGCUCAAGCGAAUUAAAAGGCAAGGUGAUUUGGGACAAUGCAACCUUACUUGAAAAGAAGGACUCUUUCGAAAGUCUGUGCAAGUAA
Molecule: messenger RNA, 510 nt
Organism: Ostertagia ostertagi
Lineage: Eukaryota; Metazoa; Nematoda; Chromadorea; Rhabditida; Trichostrongylidae
Source: the annotation of a GenBank genome assembly